GCAGCCCCUAAGAGCAACCAUCGUCCUGAAUAGGCUGUGGGCUUUUAGCUUGACUAUCAGCUGCUGCAUGAACUACUCUAUUAGGGUUGUCUAGGUGAAGUGGGCUUCAGGAGUAAGCAAGAGCCAUCAGGACCUAGGGUGGAGUGGAGCGCAAGGAUCCCGUUGGAGAGCAAGCUGCUGCGAAUAGACUCUGAGCUUAAAGCAGUGCUCGGCCUAGAGAUGGCACUUUAAAUCUGACUAUACUGCAGGAACCUGGUGAAGAACCGGCUUCCCUCAGCACCAUACACCACUCUCUAAAGGAACAUGUACAAUUAGCACCUGAGAGUCAGAAUUUUCACAAUGCCAGCUUCAAAUAAAAUGCUGGUUCUCAGUGUUCUCUCGGUUUUCUUGGGCUUCGCUAAAUGUCAGGAUUUGCCAAGUUAUGACCUGCUGAAAGAGUUUCGCUUGGUUGAGAGCAGAGGGGUGAAGCAGGUGAAAGGCUCGGAGCCAGAGUCAGUAGCAUACCGCGUAAACCCCUCCCUGCAUCUCAGGAAGAGCUUGAGCGACGUUUACCCAAAUGGUCUGCCUACUGACUACUCUGUCAUAGCCACUUUCAAGAUAACCAAGGAUGAGGCGAAGGCAUCCUGGAACCUUUGGCAGGUUAGCGACCCCGAGGGCCGGGACCUGGUAGGGCUGCGUUUUAAUGGCGACUCUAGAACGCUGGACUUCUUCUACAGCAGCCCCAGCAAUACACAGAUGUUGCGCACCUUCCACGGUGUGGAGAAGCUGUUUGACGGUGAGUGGCACAAACUGGCACUCAGUGUGAAGGGAGACCAGGCAAAGCUACUGGUGGACUGUGAAGAAGUGAGCGCUGAGCCGCUGGAUGAGCCGAGGCCAGUCAUCCUCCGCGGCUACACCUCCAUCGUUAAGAGAACUGCUGGUGAUCGCCGAGUCUCUGUGGACCUGCAGAGGAUGCGUGUUUCCUGUGAUGCUGACCAGGCCUAUUCUGAAGGCUGCUGUGAGCUCUCUAGUGUGUGUGGAGGACAUGCAGAGAUUGGCCUCAGUGUGAGGAGAGGCAAAGCCGCAUGUAAAUGCCAGCAUGGACAGCCAGGUCCACAGGGAAUUUCUGGUCCAAAGGGUCACAGAGGUCUGCCAGGAGAGCCUGGAGAACCAGGGCGAAGGGGAAACUGGGGACGACGAGGACACACUGGAGACUAUGGAAACAUAGGUGAACCUGGUCCUAAGGGCCAGGCUGGGAUCAAAGGAGAGAAGGGAAUGCGAGGACUCUAUGGCCCUGAGGGUGACAGAGGGCCUAAAGGUUUUAAAGGUUUACCAGGUGCUGCAGGCCACAAGGGAGUGCGAGGGCCUCCUGGAGAGAGAGGAGAGACUGGGCUGGCGGGAAAGAGCGGUUCAGUAGGAGAUCAGGGGUACCAGGGAAUUCCUGGAUAUCAGGGAGUGAAGGGAGAGGAAGGUCCCUCUGGAAAUGCUGGACCACCAGGACCACAGGGCCUGCAGGGUGUUGUGGGAGAUCCUGGUGAAAGAGGAGAAUCUGGAGAAAAAGGAAAGCCUGGUAUACAAGGGCCUAAGGGACGAGCUGGGGGCAUGGGAAUCAAGGGAAUUGUUGGUGAUCCAGGUUUACCUGGAAGGGACGGAGACCCUGGCAAUGAGGCUUAUCAAGGAGCACAGGGGCAUGAUGGCAAAGCUGGAAGAACUGGGGACAGGGGUGAGAAAGGUGCUCAGGGACCUCCUGGAAACAUGGGUCCUCAAGGACGUACUGGUCUGCAAGGAUAUAAGGGUUCAGCAGGAAAGCCAGGAAGACCAGGACUCCAGGGGCCUCCAGGAAGAACGGGACAUAUAGGAUUACCAGGAAAGCCAGGUCCAAAGGGAAGUACUGGUAUUCUAGGAUUUCAGGGUGUAAAAGGGCAAAAGGGGGAGAAGGGACAAAAAGGACCAAAAGGCAGGGUGGGGGAUAGAGGUGAGCUUGGACCACGGGGAGGACAGGGGAAGCGUGGACCAGCUGGAGAUCCUGGCCGUAAAGGUGAUGUGGGGACCAAAGGUGUCCAAGGAGAUGAAGGGCUAGAGGGCUUUCAGGGACCUCCAGGACCACCAGGCCCAACGCUCUCGGCCCAACAUGUUAUCGAGGUCUGCAAGCGUGUGGUGCUGGAACAGAUGUCCACAUUUGCCAACUCUGUGAAGCGGACAUGUGCUGCUGUGUGUCCACUGUAUGGCGAUGUACCCAUGGGUGCCCCUGGUCCUGUAGGACAAAGGGGACCACCUGGACCACCUGGGGAUCCUGGCACUGAUGGUGUUGAUGGAGAAGUGGGGCAGCAAGGAUUCUAUGGAGAGGCUGGUGAUCCAGGCAGACAAGGGGCGCGAGGUGAUCAAGGAGAAAAAGGAGACAUGGGUCCAAAAGGUUACGGUUUAACUGGUUACACUGGAGACCAAGGGCAAAAGGGUCAGCGUGGGCGACCUGGAAGAGCAUUUGAUGGACGCCCUGGUCAAAUGGGUGAGAGAGGUCAUGUUGGCAGACCCGGACUGAGGGGUCACCCUGGACUACCUGGGGUUCCUGGAGUUUGCCUGUCAUCAGGGUGUGGUCUGCUCAAUGGGACUGCUGGUAGCACACCCCAACAAGUAUCCCAGAGCACACCCCAACAAGUAUCAUCCCGACAAACAUCACAGAGACUGCGGGCACGCCCAUAAAGUUACAGGAUAACUGCGAUUGCAUAGAGUGUGACAAUAACUGAUGUAAAUAGAUUUAAAAUCCCUCUUCAUUAAAAGACUGUUUCCAGUAAUAAAGAGCAGAACCAUCACAGGUACAGGAUUAACUGAGGCCAACUGAGAAAUUUAUUUUCAAAGCAAUUUAGCUGGCUAACAACUUACUGUAAUUAUUACAAAUAUUGUAACAGGCAUUUAUGUGGUUUCUGUAAUAUUCUUAUGGAAAAUUUGUCUUUGGACAUGGGUUGUUUGUGUUCUUCCAGGCAAGUGUUUUCCCAAAGAUACAGCAUCACAAAUCAAAAUCUAUUUUCUCAAGAUUGAUUCUGACCAGUUCUGCUAAAACUGCUUUGAAUUUACCGCGAGAUUGUCACAUGUGCCACAUCUGUGGUUGACAGAAACCUCCAGGAUGAUUCCCACACAUUUUUCCGCUAACUUAUUGGUGGCCUUUGUGAAUGAAAAGGGAAAAAAAAAACCCUCAAACUCAUAAUCCCACAAUUUUUUGUUCCUUCUGGUCUUUCUUCUGGUAAUUAUGCCAUGCUUUACAAGCAUCCAGAUACUUUCUACUGCUUCACAGUUCUCCUCAGCACUCAAAGCAAUUUUUUAAAGAAAAAAAAGGCACUUGAGCGUCAGAAGUCUGUGCCAAAUGCUAAGCAAGCAUUUUACUAUUUUUUUUUUCUCCCAGUUCUUUAGGAAACAACCUUUAAAUACUGUCCAUCAGAUGUUGACAGUUUUUUGGGUAAAGUCACUGUAUGUUAUUUCCUCAACUUCUUUUACAACAAAUAAUAUGUGAAUUAAAGUGCAUCCUUUAAAGUCUCUUUCAGCAUUUUCAGCAAAUGCUGUACAUUUAUUCAAUUAUAAUAUACUUUUGUAAUUUUUAGUCACAAACAAAGAAUAUAUUUACAGUUAUUAUUUGUCUCAAAGCAUUAAAUAACCCAGCUGAUUCUUAAGGUUUGCCCUGCAAUAAUUUAUGUCAUUCUUUUACAAGGACAAUUAUUGCAUGACCUUGUUGCACAAAACAUCUAGA
Messenger RNA from Hemibagrus wyckioides, 3718 nucleotides. Its product is annotated as collagen alpha-1(IX) chain. The transcript is spliced from 28 exons. Bases 340 to 2679 code for a protein of 779 amino acids. Lineage: Eukaryota; Metazoa; Chordata; Actinopteri; Siluriformes; Bagridae. The record is from RefSeq and is a predicted model, not a curated record.